AUGAAGUUACUGGUUUUUGUCGUUGGUCUGUCCCUGGCUAGUGCAGCUAGGCUGCCAUUCCCAGUCGAUAUUAAUAGUUAUCAUGAAAAGAUUGGAAUACCAGAGUACGAACGCCUCAAACAAGCUGGAGAGGCUCAAGACUUCGACGGAUCCAGGAUUAUCGGAGGUCAAAUAUCUGCUCUCGGCGAACAUCCUCACUUGGCUGGUCUAAUUGUCUUGCUGACAACUGGACAAAGUUCUCUUUGCGGAUCUUCCCUUCUUACUAACACUAAGCUUGUCACUGCUGCUCACUGCUGGUGGACUAAUACCCACCAAGGUGUCCAAGUAACCGUCAUCCUCGGCUCCACGAAUAUAAAUUUUGGAGGUGUUCGUCGCACAACUAACAAUGUUCAAACGCAUAAUUUCAACCCAUACACCGUUGAAAACGAUGUAGCUGUAAUAACCAUCUCCUAUGUCGGUUUCACCAAUCACAUCCAGCCCAUUGCUCUCGCGACUGGGAGCAAUCAAUACAUAGGUUCUACGGCUAUCGCUGCUGGUUACGGAGCAAUUAGUGACAGCCCUUGGAUUAGUAACAGCGUAAAAAGACACGCUGAACUUCUAGUGGUUAACAACUCAGUUUGCGCCAGUGCCUUCGGUUCUGCAUACAUCUUCCCCUCCACUUUGUGCGUUUCUACCACCAAUGGUCGCAGCACAUGUUUUGGUGACUCCGGUGGUCCUCUCGCUGUUGGUAGCGGAUCCAACCGUGUUUUGAUCGGUAUCACUUCCUUCGGUGGCCAGUUUUGUCAACGUGGAAUCCCCGCCGCCUUCGCCAGAGUUACUUCAUUCGCCUCCUGGAUCCAAGCCCGACUUUAAAAAAUUAAUUAAAUAUAAUAUCUAAUAAUUCUUAGUAUUUGUUUCACUCAAUAUGUCAUAAUAAUAUAUUGAACUGAAUCAAAAUUGGUAA
Messenger RNA from Melitaea cinxia (Glanville fritillary), 943 nucleotides. Its product is annotated as collagenase-like. Bases 1 to 852 code for a protein of 283 amino acids. Gene Ontology annotation, molecular function: serine-type endopeptidase activity. Gene Ontology annotation, biological process: proteolysis. The transcript is spliced from 5 exons. NCBI's taxonomy places the organism in Eukaryota, Metazoa, Arthropoda, Insecta, Lepidoptera, Nymphalidae. The record is from RefSeq and is a predicted model, not a curated record.